CAAACCGUCUUUUUGAUCCUCAACAAGACACAUAAUUACCAACCAACAAACCGGCAACAGCUGCCUCGAGGGAGCGACGUCCGGGAGCAGGCCCUGAGAUCACGAGCGACAGAGUUGGAAGUGAGGCGUUCCCCCAAUCGCAUCUUUCCAGCCAAAAAGAAAGAAGAAGAAAAAAGAAGAAACCUAGAACCCGCCGAGUCCGCAACGAUGCUGGUCUCGCUCACCGUUGGCAAGGUCGACGCCGGCGUCACCGUGCUGCUCACCCCUGACAAACGCUUGAUCGAAUUCCCCUCGAUCCUCCUCCCUCCCGACAUCACAUCCGGUUCAAUCGUCGACAUCAAUGUGUCGCGCAACAAGAACUCGGAGGCCGCGGCGGAGCGCGCCUUCAGAGAGCUCCAGGACUCGAUCGUCUCGUGCUUCGGCGCCGCCGAGCCGUCGCCGCCCGUGCUGCGGUGCCGCAACGCGACGCAGACCAGCGUGGUGCUCGAAUGGGACCCGAUCCGGCUCGCGACGGCCGACCUGAUCAGCCUGGCGCUGUACCGCAACGGCCAAAAAGCCGGCAACAUCCCCAAGCCGCUCUCCAUGCACACCACCAAGAUCAGCGGCCUGGCCGUCGACACCGAGUACACCUUCCACCUGGUGCUGCGCACCACGGCCGGCACCUUCGCCAGCGAGCGGGUCACGGUGCGCACGCACAAGAUGACGGACCUGAGCGGCAUCACCAUCACGACGGGCAUCCUGCCGCCCGCGGUGCGCGAGUCCCUGACGGCGGCGGUCGAGCGCAUCGGCGCCAGGAUUGUCGACGGCGUGCGCAUCGACACGACCCACUUCGUCACCACCGAGGGCCGCGGCGUCCAGUGGGAGAAGGCCAACGAGCUCAACAUCCCCGUGGUGCGGCCCGAGUGGGUCGAGGCGUGCGAGCGCAACGGCCGCAUCCUCGGCGUGACAAAGUUCUACCUGGACGCCGUCCGCGUCGGGCCCGCCUUCGACGAACGCCCCGGCACGGCGGGAACGGUCGCCGGCAGCGCGACGACCGCCACGGCCGCGGCGCCGUCACCACCGCCAAAGGAUGCUCCGGCAUCACGGCAGGCCACUGCCGCCGCCGGCGCGAGCGGCCAGGCGGCGGCACAAGAGACGACUACGGAAAACGGGGCGAGGGAGAAAGAGGAAGGGGGCGGCGCCGAGUCGGAUUCGUCAGCUGACGACGAUGACGAUGACGACAACGACGACGACGACAAGAAGGAGGAGAGGGAUCGCGGUGGGGAGGAGAAGCAAAAGGCGAAAUCGGGCGGGCAGGAUGAGCAGAAGAUGCUUGCGGACGAGCGAGACGAAAAGCAGUUGGCAUCGCGGCCGAAGCAGCCAACGGUGGAAGAUGAAGGAGGCGACACCACGGAAGGGGACAAGGCGGCCAAGGACGACGACGACGGCAAGGAAGAGAAGUCGCCCGGCGGUGACCGGUCGUCUUUCCAAGACGUUGCUCUAUAGUUAAUUACGAUGGUCAUGUGUGCAACGGCGAUGGAUGUAAUAUCAAGGAUACCCUGUUUGAGACGUCCAGAGCUUCGGCGGUCUUUCCCACGUCUCCCUCUCCCCCCCCC
This is a messenger RNA of Thermothelomyces thermophilus ATCC 42464, 1595 nucleotides long. RefSeq lists its product as uncharacterized. NCBI's taxonomy places the organism in Eukaryota, Fungi, Ascomycota, Sordariomycetes, Sordariales, Chaetomiaceae. Gene Ontology annotation, cellular component: trans-Golgi network; exomer complex. The transcript is spliced from 2 exons. Gene Ontology annotation, molecular function: protein dimerization activity. Gene Ontology annotation, biological process: conjugation with cellular fusion; Golgi to plasma membrane transport. The coding region runs from base 208 to 1485 and encodes 425 amino acids. The record is from RefSeq and is a predicted model, not a curated record.